Molecule: messenger RNA, 696 nt
Organism: Didymella exigua CBS 183.55
Lineage: Eukaryota; Fungi; Ascomycota; Dothideomycetes; Pleosporales; Didymellaceae
Product: HD domain-containing protein
Exons: 1
Coding region: 1-696 (231 amino acids)
Cellular component (GO): cytoplasm
Molecular function (GO): 5'-deoxynucleotidase activity
Source: RefSeq, a predicted model, not a curated record
AUGGCCGCCGCAGCGCCCUGGACGGUGCAGACGGCCCUCGCAGCCAUUGCGCCGGGCUACGCCGAAAACACCGAUUCGCCCGUGCCCUUCUUCCACCUGCUGGAGCGCCUGAAGACGACCAGGCGCGCGGGCUGGGGCCGCUUCGGCAUCGCCGGCUGCGAGAGCAUCGCCGACCACAUGUACCGCAUGAGCAUCCUGACCAUGCUGGCCCCCGCCGGCGUCGCCGCCCGCCUCGACGUGCUGCGCUGCACGCGCAUGGCGCUGGUCCACGACAUGGCCGAGGCGCUGGUCGGCGACAUCACCCCCGCCGACCCCGUCACCAAGGAGGAGAAGAGCCGCCGCGAGACGGCCACCAUGGACUACAUCUGCGGCUCCCUGCUGGGCGGCGUCAACGCCGGCCUGAACGCCCAGGAGCUGCGGAGCCUCUGGCAGGAGUACGAGGACAGCGUGACCCCGGAGAGUCUGUUCGUGCACGACAUUGACAAGCUCGAGCUGCUGCUGCAGAUGAUCGAGUACGAGCGCAGCCACGCGUGCGCCACCGACCUGGGCGAGUUCACCUGGGUCGCCCUGAAGAUCCAGAGCCCCGAGGUCAAGACGUGGGCCCGCGCCAUCUUCAAGGAGCGCCAGGAGCUGUGGAGGCAGGCCGGCAAGACGUGCAGCUGGCGCGCCGACACGGAGCCCAACGAUGACGCGUAG